AUGGUAAAGGUUAUAUAUGGGCAUUCUGCAGAUCACUUCAAAGAAUUGAAAGUCGCUGGCGACUUUAGUCAAUGGGAAAUUAAGCCAAUGCUUAAGAAUUCUGAGUUUUGGGAGUACAAUUUCUACAAGGGCUCACUACCUCCAGAGGCUAAGGCUUUACACUUCAAAUUCAUAGAUGACAAUGGUAUUUGGUUCACUGACAAUGAUUAUGCAAAGGAGACAGACGCUAAUAAUAAUGAAAAUAACGUCAGAAUUUUAACAGCUGAGGAGAUAGGAGAAUUAGGUGGUGAUGAUGAUGAGAUGGAAGAAGCAGGAGAAUCGUCAUAUGAUAUUAACGAUGAAGGUCCUGUUAGACCAGCGCCAACGCCAACUGCACGCGAAUUGAAGGAACCUAACGAAAGUGGUGAAUUAGAUGAAUCUACUGUAAUUGUUAAUCAUGCAGAUGUUCAAGAGGUCAAUAGAGAUGGUGAAAGGCCUGAAACUUCUGGCACCGUUUACAGCCAAGGCCGUGAGGUUACAGAUCAGUACAAAACAAUUUUAGCAAGAAUCAUAGCCUUCUUUACAAAUCUGUUUCGUUCCUGGUUCAGCCAUUGA
Zygosaccharomyces rouxii is the source of this 594-nucleotide messenger RNA. It is a transcript of the gene UIP4, whose product is annotated as Uip4p. Bases 1 to 594 code for a protein of 197 amino acids. Lineage: Eukaryota; Fungi; Ascomycota; Saccharomycetes; Saccharomycetales; Saccharomycetaceae. The record is from RefSeq and is a predicted model, not a curated record. The transcript has a single exon.